Molecule: messenger RNA, 816 nt
Organism: Guillardia theta CCMP2712
Lineage: Eukaryota; Cryptophyceae; Pyrenomonadales; Geminigeraceae
Exons: 8
Coding region: 1-816 (271 amino acids)
Source: RefSeq, a predicted model, not a curated record
AUGUAUGAUGAUGCUUUCGUUGUCUUCGGGAACAUUCUUGAAUUCUUCCCUCCCAUCGUGCUGUGGGUUCUUGGGCUGAUAAGCAUGUCGUUUGUUUUGACAUGGAUAAAGUGGAAAUCCGACGUCUCCGAGUUGCAGAAAGAUUCAGAAUUCCAGAAUCAAUCUCUCGAUCUCAUCUGCACCUUCCCCAAGUGUGGGAAGACACUGAAGGGAGAUGAAAUCAGCGAAAGAAUCCCCAGCAAGAUUGUAUCUGACAUGUUCUACUGCUCGAAGACGUGUAUGAAACGCGAUUGGAAAGAGAACAACCACCACAGCGUUGCCAUGCUGUUCAAGCGGAGAAAGGAGGAACUCGAGCGACAGGUGCAGACUGAACGCGAUCAGUUGUCAAGGAGUUGGCAAGAUCAGCUGGCUGAUCUUAUUCCAGACCCGCACUCUAUGGAGAAUCUUAACGUGCAAGCGGUUUUUGAGAAGGUGUCGAUGCAGAUCGAGGCGGAUGCUGCCAACCUUACGGCAAAGACGUUUUGCAGUGCUUACAUGAAGAAGUUUGGGUACGCGAUUCAUCACUGGGCGUAUGAAUGCUACAAGUGCAGCGGAAAAGGCUGCGUGCUAGUCCACUUGUCAGACAAGGCGCUGGAGGCGACCCAUGGCGCUCCGAUCUCUUACAUCAACCUGAGGGCCGCUCUCCGUCUGCAGUACAAGCGACUCUCGAGGAUGCUGCAGACCUACGAUCCGAUGCAGCAGCUGGUGCUGUUGCUGAUGCAGUCUGUAGAAGAUUACACGGACCUGUUUGCGAACGAGAGCAAGAAAGACAAGUGA